CUAACCUAAAACACCAUGCAAUGGGAAAUGAAAAGACCUUCAUAAAGUCUCAUUCACCUUUUCUUGCAAGAAACCUCGCAAUCUCACAUGGUGGAUUAGGCAUAUUACACUCCCAUCAACAAUAUACCAACACGCCAAGUCGGCAACAUCCUCUUCAAGGCCUUUUUACUCACAUUUUUUUUUCUUGAUAUUAUUAUGUAUCUUUGGUGGUUGAGCUAUCUAUCCUUUCUCGGAACUACCCACCAUUAAUUCAACACUCUUCUUCCAGCUUUCCCUAAAUGACUCUCUUUCUUCUACUUGUUCUUAUAUUAACUGUCUUUGUUUCACAUCUUCCCUCAAGCAAGCUUUCUCCCAUUUCUUUUCAUACCCAAACCAGUUCCCUUUUAGCUGAUUUUUACAAGACAACCAUGAUUGGAGAGACAAAUAUGGAUAAGGAUAGCAUUGAGAUGGAUAAAGAGAGGCUGACGGCGGAAAUGGCAUUCAAAGACUCCUCCUCUGCCGUCAUCAAAAUACGGCGAAGAUUGCCUGAUUUCCUGCAGUCUGUAAAGCUUAAGUAUGUGAAGUUAGGGUAUGGUUAUUCAUGUAACCCUGCAACCAUUCUCAUGGUUGCUUUAGUCCUACCACUUCUCUAUACCAUUCUGGUUCACUUCAUUGAUCUAAAAAUGGACCGGAUUUCCGAGUUAUGGACCAACCAAUCCCUUCGACUUGAGAGCAUUGAUGCUGCUACAACACUAGCUGCUUCAUUGUUUAUGUUCUUCCUCUUUGCUCUCUACUAUGCGAAACGGUCAAGGCCGGUUUACCUCGUCGACUUCGCUUGUUUCAAACCUGAAGAUGAUCGUAAAAUGUCAGUUGAUUCCUUCCUCAAGAUGACUGAAGAUAGCGGAGCUUUCGCGGAGGACACGCUCCAAUUUCAAAGACGGAUAUCAACCCGGUCUGGUCUAGGCGACGAGACGUAUUUCCCCAGAGGAAUAACAUCUACACCGCCAAAUCUGUGCAUGGAAGAAGCUCGAUCUGAAGCUGAAGCUGUCAUGUUCGGAGCACUCGACUCGCUUUUUGAGAAAACCGGGGUCAACCCCAAGGAUAUAGGCAUCCUUGUCGUUAAUUGCAGCUUAUUCAAUCCAACCCCAUCCCUCUCAGCCAUGAUAGUUAAACAUUACAAGCUACGUACGGAUAUCAAGAGCUACAAUCUCGGAGGAAUGGGGUGCAGUGCAGGCCUUAUAUCAGUCGAGCUAGCUAAAAACCUCCUUCAAGCCAAUCCCAACACGUAUGCCGUAGUGGUAAGCACGGAAAACAUAACACUGAAUUGGUAUUUCGGCAAUGACAGGUCCAUGUUGCUAUGCAACUGCAUAUUCCGCAUGGGUGGAGCCGCUGUGCUCUUGUCGAACAAGGCUGGAGACAAGAGUCGUUCCAAGUACCAGCUGGUUCACUUGGUUCGAACCCAUAAAGGCGCGGACGACAAACAUUACAACUGCGUCUACCAAAGAGAGGAUGAGAAAGGAACCGUUGGGGUUUCUUUGGCUCGUGAACUAAUGGCUGUAGCUGGAGACGCAUUGAAAACCAAUAUUACCACUCUGGGUCCCCUUGUUUUACCCUGGACAGAGCAGUUCAUGUUCUUUGUUACUCUUGUUCGAAAGAAGAUUUUCAAAGCCAAAGUUAAGCCAUACAUACCUGAUUUCAAGCUUGCUUUCGAGCAUUUCUGUAUCCAUGCUGGUGGAAGGGCGGUUUUGGAUGAAUUGCAGAAGAAUUUGCAGCUAACAGAUUGGCAUAUGGAGCCUUCAAGGAUGACUCUACAUAGAUUUGGGAACACUUCAAGUAGCUCCUUGUGGUAUGAGCUGGCUUACACGGAGGCCAAGGGUCGGGUGUCGAGUGGUGACAGGGUAUGGCAGAUAGCAUUCGGGUCGGGCUUCAAGUGUAACAGUGCUGUUUGGAGAGCUCUUAGGCGGAGUCCCAUGAAUGAGUUAAGGGGAAACCCCUGGAAGGAUGAAAUUGAUAAGCAACCGGUGAAGGUUCCCAUUGCUUGAUAUCUCAAACUCCAAUUGAAGUCAAUCGUUUGGAAUGGUGGGUGCCCUAUGACCUGCGGGGUUCUUUCGUUUCCUCUCUGUUUCAUUUAUUUUUUACUUAAUGAAAAUGUAAUUAUUAUAUAUAUAUUCCACAUAUCGUUAUAUUGUUAUCCUAAUGUACGAAAAUAAGAUUAUUUUAAUUUUUACAUACUAAUAAAAGAUAAUAUCAUCUAAUCAA
Molecule: messenger RNA, 2238 nt
Organism: Gossypium raimondii (Peruvian cotton)
Lineage: Eukaryota; Viridiplantae; Streptophyta; Magnoliopsida; Malvales; Malvaceae
Product: 3-ketoacyl-CoA synthase 1
Exons: 1
Coding region: 279-2021 (580 amino acids)
Biological process (GO): fatty acid biosynthetic process
Cellular component (GO): membrane
Molecular function (GO): acyltransferase activity, transferring groups other than amino-acyl groups
Source: RefSeq, a predicted model, not a curated record